Molecule: messenger RNA, 546 nt
Organism: Funneliformis caledonium
Lineage: Eukaryota; Fungi; Glomeromycota; Glomeromycetes; Glomerales; Glomeraceae
Source: the annotation of a GenBank genome assembly
AUGGUAGGUUGUGACAUUCCUUAUCAUAACUCUCAAGAUUUUACGGUUCUUUCUGUAAUCGGUUCUGGAGAUUUAGCUUUGGUUUAUGAUGUAUGUUGUAAGCAUACUCAAACAAAACUUGCAAUUAAAAAAUUUGCCAAAGGUUCUGCGAAAGAAAUGAUUCUAAACGAGUUGCAACACCACAAGGAUGAUGAGACAUUAAACUUUAAAGUGAUUGCAGUACAUUUGCGUCACAAAGAUUUCGACAUACCUUAUCAUAAAUCACAAGAUUUUAAGGUUUUGUCUGAAAUCGGUUCUGGAGUUUCGACUUCAGUCUAUGAGGCAUGUUGGAAGCACACCCAAACAAAACUCGCAAUUAAAAAAUUUGUGGAAGAUGAAAUAAAUUAUGAACUAAUACUUGAAUAUGCGGAUGGUGGAACAUUAAGAAAAUAUUUAAGAGACAACGCCAUGACUUUUAACUGGGAAAGUCAAUUAAAAUUUGCCAAUGAAAUCGCGAGUGCAAUUUUAUGGUUACAUGACAAUGAAAUUAUACAUUGUGAUCUUUAA